CUGCUUCCAUUUCACACCAGGACAACCAGAGGAGUUCUUGCUUCAACAGUGUUUGAACGGAAUUUCUUUCUUCGUCCCGCUUGUUAUUAUCUCAACUAGUCUACAUUCCGGACAAACCUCUACUCUACUUGAACACUACUGAAGAAAAGUCGACGUUAAGCUUUAUUUUUUUACCGUUUUUGUUAAGAAAACCAGAGAAGAAACGUCCAGUCAAGAUGGAGUCUCAGGUGCGUCAGAACUACCACCGCGACUGCGAGGCCGCCGUCAACCGCAUGGUCAACAUGGAGCUGUUCGCCUCCUACACCUACACCUCCAUGGCCUUUUACUUCUCCCGUGACGAUGUGGCCCUCAAAGGCUUCUCCCACUUCUUCAAGGAGAACAGUGACGAGGAGAGGGAGCACGCUCAGAAGCUGCUGUCCUUCCAGAACAACAGGGGAGGACGCAUCUGCCUCCAGGACGUCAAGAAACCGGAGCGUGAUGAGUGGGGGAGCGGGCUGGACGCCAUGAAGUGCGCCCUGCAGCUGGAGAAGAAUGUCAACCAGUCUCUGCUGGACCUGCACAAACUGGCCUCAGAGCAUGUGGACCCUCAUAUGUGUGACUUCCUGGAGACCCACUACCUGAACGAGCAGGUGGAGGCCAUCAAGAAGCUGGGAGACCACAUUUCCAACCUCACCCGCAUGGGAGACAACAAGAUGGCGGAGUACCUGUUUGACAAGCACACCCUGGAGGGCAAGAGCUAAACGCAAAGUCCCGGGAUUGAGCCUGGAGUGAAAAUGUUUAUGAACACAGGCUUUGAAACUAAACACGUCCUUCUGCUCCAGUUGUUCAUUCACUGAGCGUAAAUUCAUAUCUAAUCUGCUUAACACAUAAAGUUGACGUGUUCUCGUAUGUUCUGGUGGUGUCGCUGUUUUUUUAAAUGUCAUGUGGAAGGAUGGAUAUUUAUCAGGUUAUGGCUUUGCCCGCUUUACCUAUAAGCCUCCUCUUGUGUGACAUUUCUAAAGAUUGUGACUGAAUGUUUCUGAUCUGUUCGUAAUCUGAAUAAACAUUUUGAGCUGGA
Molecule: messenger RNA, 1057 nt
Organism: Sebastes umbrosus (honeycomb rockfish)
Lineage: Eukaryota; Metazoa; Chordata; Actinopteri; Perciformes; Sebastidae
Gene: fthl27
Product: ferritin, heavy polypeptide-like 27
Exons: 4
Coding region: 216-740 (174 amino acids)
Biological process (GO): iron ion transport; intracellular iron ion homeostasis
Cellular component (GO): cytoplasm
Molecular function (GO): ferric iron binding; ferrous iron binding
Source: RefSeq, a predicted model, not a curated record